This is a messenger RNA of Durio zibethinus, 1879 nucleotides long. The record is from RefSeq and is a predicted model, not a curated record. Lineage: Eukaryota; Viridiplantae; Streptophyta; Magnoliopsida; Malvales; Malvaceae.
CGUAUAUUUGAACUAAACACCAUUAGAUAAAAUUUUUGGCUCGGUCAGCCCGCAGCAAUGGCACGAAAUUAAACUAAACCAACUAUAUGGUUGCCCAAUUAGUAAUACAGACUAGAUUUGCAAAUCUUUAUCUCACGCACUUUUGGUGGCGAGUUAAGGCGAAAAAUGAAAUAAUUGUUUCUAAACCUUAAAAGGAGAGAAAUCCACUUGGAUUUACGUUUCUGAAAAAACUCUUACUAAAAUGGAAGUACAACUAAACUAAUUAUGGCAAAAUUUGUAAGUUACCAUUAAUUCAUAAUUUAAUGCCAAUUGGUCAAAUUCAUUGGCACAGGUCAAGGACAGAUCAUCUGCAUUAUUUUCACUCCUUCCAAAGAUGCUACCACAGAUGCACUGCCUAUGCUUUUGGCAGCUUUAAAUAGAUGUUCAAAACUCUGGUAGAGGGAAACUCUGAAGCUGAGAAACAAAAAUGGCUAAAGAUCUUCACGUCGUUAUGAUCCCAUGGUCUGCCUUUGGGCACAUGGGGCCAUUUUUUCAACUCUCGGUUGCCUUGGCCAAAGCUGGAGUUAAAAUCUCCUUCGUUCAAACCCCUAAAAACAUCAAAAGACUGCCUAAAAUUGCACCAAAUUUAGCCACCCUCAUCAAUUUGGUGGAGCUUCCAUUACCAGCAUUGGACAACGAUGUCCUCCCAGAAGGCGCUGAGGCCACUGUUGAUCUCCCGUUUGAGAAAUAUCAGUACUUGAAAACCGCAUAUGAUCUCCUUAAAGAACCUUUUAAGAAAUUUGUGGCUGAUCAAUCACCAGAUUGGAUAUUUGUUGAUGUUAUUCCUUAUUGGGCAGCAGAGGUCGCCCUAGAAUAUGAAGUUCCGCUUGUGUACUUCACAGUUUUCACUGCUUCCACAGACGUUUUCCUUGGCUCACCAGAUUAUCUGUUUGGUGAUGGCCAAAAGAAGCUACGUUCAUCUCCAGAAAGUUUGAUGUCAGCCCCAGAAUGGGUCACCUUCCCAUCUUCUGUUUUCUUCAAGAAACAUGAGGCUGCGGGCAGUUUUGGUGCCAUUUAUGGAUCAAAUGGCACCGAAAAAUCUGAUGCUUAUCGCAUUAGCAAAGCCUUACAGUCAUGCCAAGCUGUGGCUGUACGUAGUUGCAAUGAGUUUGAAGGUGAUUACUUAAGUUUACUCGAAAAUCUGCUGGGAAAAAAAGUGAUUCCAGCAGGUUUGCUUCCACCUGAGAAACCACAAGAAAAAGACAUCACUGAUGAGACAUGGGUAAAGAUUUUUAAGUGGCUUGAUGAGCAAAAGCCCAAGUCAGUUGUAUUUGUGGGGUUUGGCAGUGAGUGUAAACUGAGCAGAGAUCAAACCUAUGAGAUAGCUUAUGGCCUAGAGUUAUCUGACGUACAUUUUUUGUGGGCACUGAGGAAGCCAACUUGGGCUAAAGAUGAUAUUGAUGCUCUGCCACCAGGUUUUGCUCAAAGGACGCAAGGCAGAGGAGUGGUGACUCUUGGGUGGGCACCACAAAUGGAAAUUUUGGGACACUCUUCAAUCGGGGGCACUUUGUUUCAUUGUGGUUGGAGUUCUGUGGUAGAGACUCUACAAUUUGGGCACACUCUGGUGGCGCUGCCUUUUGUGUUUGACCAACCUUUGAAUGCAAGAUUGCUUGUGGAGAAAGGUUUGGCUGUGGAGAUUGAUAGAGGUGACGAUGGAUCAUAUGAUAAAAAUGAUAUAGCCAAAGCUUUGAGGCUAGCAAUGGUGUCAGAGGAAGGAGAAGGCCUGAGAGCUCGUGCAAGAGAAGCUGCAAAGGUUAUUGGAGAUCAGGAGAAGUACAUCGUUCAGCUUGUUGAGUUCCUGAAAAAAGGAGUGGUUAAUAAUAAGGGUAUUAAUGACUAA